Diuraphis noxia (Russian wheat aphid) is the source of this 1500-nucleotide messenger RNA. RefSeq names its product SAC3 domain-containing protein 1-like. Gene Ontology annotation, biological process: centrosome duplication; spindle assembly. Gene Ontology annotation, cellular component: centrosome; spindle; nucleus. The record is from RefSeq and is a predicted model, not a curated record. NCBI's taxonomy places the organism in Eukaryota, Metazoa, Arthropoda, Insecta, Hemiptera, Aphididae.
ACUUGCCAGUUGCCAGUUGGAGUUGAAUAUUAACCUUGUUUACAUAGGCAAAAUUUUUUCAAUUUCAUAUUUUCAUAAUAAUAUUUGUUAUAAUAUCGUCUUACCUAUAGGUUAGGUAAUUUCGAUUUAAAUAACAUACUUCAAAAUUACAGAAUAGUUGGUACAACUUGAAUUAUGACGAACCAGUCGCUGAGAAUAUAAAAGUAGAAUUAUAGUGGUUUGGGGUACCUACUUCUGGUAUUUAGCUUACUUGGUAAUUUGCUAAUUAGGAAUCACACAUUAAUAAAUAAUUAUUUGAUAUUUAAGCAGAUUGUGAAUGGUUGGUUUAAUACUGUAAUAGGAAGUUUUAUUUUUUAUUUCUUUAAUAAUAGUACUACAGAAUAAAAUAAUAUAGUAUCAUUAGUAUCUAUCGAAAUAACAAAUUAAAUGAAAUAUAGUUCAUAAUGUCACCGGUGAAAGGACUAUGUAUGGAAAUGUGCCCCAAAGAGGAAAUAAUGAUGUGAGUAAAAUGAGAAAAUCUAAGAGACUUGUACAUCAAUUGGAAUGUAACCCUCAUAAAAUGGUAAAAUGUUUUAGCCGUUCGGCUGCUGGGAAUUCAUUAAGUAAACCUCAUAUUUUAAGACCCCCACCGGUCCUGAGGGAUACUAUAUCAUAUCUUUUAAAUGAAGUGCUCACAAUUACAAAUGUACCAUUUAAUAUUGUGUAUGAUUUUAUCGACGACCGUUUAAAUUCUGUAAGACAAGAUGCCACUAUACAAGCCGUGUCUAAUCAAGAUUGGAUGGCUAUUUUGGCACCUAUUAUUCGAUUUCAUGCAUUUGCAGCUUAUAAGUGUUAUGAAUAUGAUGUUAACACAUUUGAUCCGUUUUUAAAUAUGAAACAUUUUCAUGAAAGCAUUUUUAAAAUUAUUAAAAUAUUGUUAGAAGACUCUGAUGAGUCAACAGAUGAGCUUUGUUCAGAAAUGGUAUCUCUUUUGAUUGUUACUAAUUUAGGUGAUUAUAAUGUUCUUCAGCAAGCUUUGCCGUUUAUAUCAAAAAAUACUUUGAUCAAAAUGGCAGUGCUAUUAUCGUUAAAUAUCAUGAAUGGUAAUUUUGAGCAGUUAUUUAAAACAUACGAUGCAUUUCCAGCAAUCCAUCAGUGUGUUAUUAGUGUACAAUUACCAAUGUUGAGAAAGAUCAUUCUAAAAUCAAUGUGUAUGGGUUUUAAUUGCAAAAAUAAUUACUUUCCAAUUUCAAUCUUGUCUAAAAUUUUGCUGCACAAUACACCCCGAGAAACCAUUAAAGAGUGUAAAAAUUACUGUUUAACUGUGGUUGAUGAUAAAGUGGAAUUAUCUAAGUCUUCAUUUAAUAAUGAAGUGGAUGAGUUACAUUUGAAAAAGGAGAUCAAAUUCAAAGUUAAUAUAUCAACUAUGGUUCUUAAUACCUAAAAACCAAGUAUUUGAAGUGUUUGUAAGUAUUGUAUAUUAUUUUGUGGAUUUUGUACCUUUACAAUAUAUUGUAUUAA